AGUUUGACCGCAGACGACUCCCUAUCGGAUUUAAACCCCAACAGCCCAAUUACUUUCCCACCUUUUCCCGGCGAAACAGUACUCAGCCGGAGUAGCCAACUGAACCCACCAAAAUGUCCAAACUACCAGUUUCAUUUCUCAGAACCCCAUUCCUCCUUCUGCUCCUCAUCCUCAUCCCCACACCCCUCCAAGUAAAUUCAAGAUCCGAUAACACCGAACGAGCCACGCUACUGAACCUUAAACGGCAGUGGGGCAAUCCACCGUCCAUACAGUCCUGGAACUCCUCAUCCUCACCUUGCGAUUGGCCGGAGAUCGAAUGCGCCAACGGCACUGUCACCGGAAUCAUCCUCCGGGACAAAAACAUCACCCACAAAAUCCCGGCAACAAUUUGCGACCUCAGGAACCUCAACAUCCUCGACCUCUCUUAUAAUUACAUCCCCGGAGAGUUUCCAAGAGUCCUAUACAAUUGCUCCAAGCUCCAACUUCUUGACCUCUCCCAGAACUAUUUUGUCGGCCCAAUCCCGGACGACAUCGACCGGAUUCCGACUCUCCAGUACAUAGACCUGGGCGCGAACAAUUUCUCCGGCGAUAUCCCCGAGGCGAUAGGGAGGCUGCCGGAGCUUCACACGUUGAAUCUCUAUCAAAAUGAGUUCAACGGCACGUUUCCAAGGGAUAUCGGGAACUUGUCCAAUCUUGAAGUUCUGCGCAUGGCCUAUAAUGACAAGUUUGUACCUGCGCCGAUACCGCCGGAGUUUGGACGGCUGAGGAAGUUGAGGUUUAUGUGGAUGACUGUGACAAAUUUGAUCGGCGAAAUCCCAGAAAACAUUUCUGGUCUUCCGAGCCUGGAGCACUUGGAUUUAGCAAGGAACAAUUUGGUAGGUGCGAUUCCUAGUGGGUUGUUUUUGUUAAAGAAUUUAAGCUAUGUGUAUCUCUUUCAUAAUAGAUUGGCCGGGGAGAUACCCAGCUUGGUUGAAUCGACAAAUUUGAUCGGUGUUGAUCUUUCGAUGAACAACUUGACCGGUUCAAUUCCGGAAGAUUUCGGCAAGUUAAAAUAUUUGAAACUAUUGAGUUUGUUUACUAAUCAACUUACCGGCGAAAUCCCGAAAAGUUUAGGCCUACUUCCACUGAUUGAUUUUCGGGUUUUUAGCAACAAAUUGACUGGAACUUUGCCGGCGGAGAUGGGCCUGAAUUCGAAGCUCGAAGCAUUUGAAGUCUCGGGAAAUCAACUAAGCGGUCAAUUGCCUCAACAUUUAUGCGAUGGAGGUGCUUUGCAAGGACUGGUUGCAUUUUCUAACAAUCUCAGCGGAGAAUUGCCGAAAUGGGUUGGAAAUUGUACUAGUUUGCGCACUGUUCAGCUUCACGAAAACAACUUCUCCGGUGAGCUUCCUUUUGGCCUUUGGACAUCGCUGAAUCUAUCAAGCUUGAUGUUAACUGACAACUCGUUUUCCGGCGAGCUUCCAAGUAAGUUUGCUAGGAAUUUGUCGAGGCUAGAAAUCGGAAAAAACAAAUUUUCAGGUCAAAUUCCUGUAGGAGUCGCAUCCUGGGUGAACUUGGUUGUGUAUGAUGCAAGCAACAAUCUGCUCUCGGGGAAAAUCCCAGUGGAACUAACAAGUCUUCAUCGUCUUAAUUCUCUUUUUCUGGAUGGUAAUCAACUUUCUGGCGAACUUCCAUCGGAGAUCAUCUCAUGGAAAUCGUUGACUACUUUGAACCUCUCAAGAAAUAAGCUUUCAGGCAAAAUCCCAGGCGUGGUUGGGUAUUUACCUGACCUCCUUUAUUUGGACUUAUCGGAAAACCAACUGUCCGGUGAAAUCCCACCAGAAAUUGGCAAUUUGAGGCUUACUUCACUCAAUUUGUCCUACAAUCAACUAUCUGGGAAAAUCCCAUAUCAGUUUGAAAACCUUGCAUAUGAAAACAGUUUCCUCAACAAUUCAAAUCUAUGCGCUGAUAAUCCAAUUCCAGGCGUUCCAAGCUGUUACACUACUCAACUUGGUAGCUCCAACAAACUGUCCUCUACCUACCUUGCCAUGAUUCUAGUUCUCGCCGUUAUAGUUUUCCUCGUCACUCUUUCUUUGGUCUUGUAUAAGUUAAGAGGCUGCCGGACUAAAAAGCACCGACGCAAUCUGGGAACGUGGAAGAUUACGUCGUUCCGUAGAUUGGAUUUUGAAAAAUUGAACAUUCUGUCGAAUCUGACUGAAAAUAACCUUUUAGGAAGUGGCGGGUCGGGAAAAGUAUACCGGAUUCCCACUGACCGUCCGGGCGAAUUUGUUGCUGUGAAAAGAAUUUGGAGCGACAAGACAUUAGAUCACAAGCUGGAGAAAGAAUUUAUGGCGGAGGUUCAGGUGCUGGGUAUGAUUAGGCAUUCGAAUAUAGUGAAAUUGUUGUGCUGUUUUUCGUGCCAGGACACAAAGCUUCUUGUCUACGAGUACAAGGAAAAUCAGAGUCUAGAUAAAUGGCUCCAUGGGAAGGAGAGGAGAUCAACGACAGGUAUGAAUCCAGUGCAUCUUAUGGUCUUGGAUUGGCCUAAGAGGUUGCAGAUUGCAAUCGGGGUAGCCCAAGGCCUGUAUUACAUGCACAAUGACUGCUCUCCUCCGAUCAUCCAUCGAGAUGUCAAGUCCAGCAACAUUUUGUUGGAUGCUGAGUUCAAGGCAAGCAUAGCAGAUUUUGGGCUAGCCAAGAUUUUAGAUCAGCAUGGAAAGCCCCAAACGAUGUCUGCUGUCGCAGGCUCCGUCGGUUACAUCGCCCCGGAGUAUGCUUAUACGGCGAAGGUGAAUGAGAAGAUCGAUGUAUACAGCUUUGGAGUUGUACUUCUCGAACUCGCUACGGGAAGAGACGCCCAAAGCGGGGACGAGCACAUGAGCCUAGCAGAAUGGGCAUGGUGGCACUAUAAGGAAAGAAAGUCUAUUGCUGAUGCCCUCGACAAUGAAAUCAAGAAAGCAUGUUACUUGGAAGAGAUGUCUAGUGUUUUUAAACUAGGACUCAUGUGUACCGGGACAUCACCUUCAACUCGGCCUUCCAUGGAGGAGGUUUUGCAGAUUCUUUGCCGCUGCAGCACUUCCAGAGCUUCUGAAGGGAAAAAGAUGGGAAGCGAGUUUGAUGUUGCUCCUCUCCUCGGCAGUGCUACAUAUCUUUCUAGUUACAAGCAGAGUCGGAAGGUAUCUGAGGAAGAUGCUGACAGCUAUGUUUAGAAUUGCACCAACUCAUACAGUAGUGUCCGGGAUUCGGAAGCACGACAGGAACUUGUAAAAAUCGCAUCAUUCAUCAAGGAUUUUAGAAACUUUGAAGAUCCAGGGAAUUAUGAUAUAUUAGACGGAUUAAAUGAUAGGGGUCAGAUUAGAUUAAGAGGUGGAGUUGGAAUUCAUUAGGAUUAGAUUAGGUAAGAUUAGGAUUAUAGUUUAUUUGAUUUUGAAUAUUAGAACUUUAGGUGUUAUCAUUUAGGCUUUAUCUGUUUGUAUUUCUAUUUAAAGGUCAUUUGGUCGUUAAUGAAUAUAGAGAGAAUUAAUAUA
Alnus glutinosa is the source of this 3503-nucleotide messenger RNA. RefSeq names its product receptor-like protein kinase HSL1. Lineage: Eukaryota; Viridiplantae; Streptophyta; Magnoliopsida; Fagales; Betulaceae. Gene Ontology annotation, molecular function: protein kinase activity; ATP binding; protein binding. The record is from RefSeq and is a predicted model, not a curated record. Gene Ontology annotation, biological process: protein phosphorylation. The transcript is spliced from 2 exons. Bases 114 to 3185 code for a protein of 1023 amino acids.